CCCUGCCCGCUCCCCUGCUCGGCCUCCCCCCGCCCGCUCCCCCUGCCAGCGCCGAGCCUCCGUCUUGGGGAGGCCCCGGCAAGCCGGGGUUCGGCUUCAUUGCCGUGCGGCGGUUCCGGUCGUCGUCGUUGUCACCUGCCGCGCGCCCCGCCGGUGCGUUGGCGGGCGUUCCUUGGGCUUUAUUAAAAAAGAACUGGAUACACAUGCCAAAUUUCCUCUGUGGAAGAUGUGGUAAGAUGUGGACUUAACUGAUGUUAUGAUAUGCAAUGCAUCCACGGAUGAGGAAAAAAGCCCUCUUGUGGUAAUGUUAGAGGAAUAGCAAUUGGAGACAACCUGCUGCUCUCUGCUACUCUGGAAGACAAACAUCCGUAUAGCCAAGCAGCAAGAAAAGAAGGGUUUCUUCAUGACAAAAUGACAGCAAGAGAACACAGUCCCCGCCACGGUGCAAAGUCCCGCACCGUGCAACGGGCCUCCACCAUCGAUGUCUCCUCUGACAUGCUGGGCCUUUCUCUGGCAGGAAACAUUCAGGAUCCUGAUGAGCCAAUCUUAGAGUUCAGUUUAGCUUGCAGUGAGCUGCUAACUCCAUCACUAGAUCGAAAACCAAAUAGUUUUGUAGCAGUGAGUGUAACUACACCACCUCAGGCCUUCUGGACGAAGCAUGCACAGACAGAGAUUAUUGAGGGGACAAGUAAUCCUAUCUUUCUGAGCAGCAUUGCCUUUUUCCAAGACUCUCUUAUCAAUCAAAUGACACAAAUCAAACUCUCUGUGUACGACGUCAAAGAUAGAUCUCAGGGAACAAUGUAUUUGUUGGGUUCUGGGAUGUUCACUGUAAAAGAACUUCUGCAGGAGAAGAAUCACAGGUUGCACUUAACACUAAGGUCCACCUCCAAAAAAAUCUCAACGCAGAGUGUUUGUUGCAGGUCGGCUGAAAGUGACCGUGUAGGUAACAUUACAGUUAUUGGAUGGCAAAUGGAGGAAAAAACUGACCAAAGGCCUGCAGUGACAAGGUCACCUGAUACAAUUAAUGGAAGGACCGUGUUGCCAGUUGAUGAAAGUUUAACAGAAUCUUUAGGAAUCAGAUCCAAAUACGCUUCGUUACGGAAAGAUGCACUACUGAAAUCAGUGUUUGGUGGUGCCAUUUGCCGAAUGUAUCGCUUCCCAACUACUGAUGGAAACCACUUGAGAAUCUUGGAACAGAUGGCUGAGAGUGUCCUUUCAUUGCACAUCCCUAGGCAAUUUGUGAAGCUUCUUCUAGAAGAAGAUGCAGCAAGGGUUUGUGAACUAGAAGAACUGGGGGAACUGUCUCCUUGUUGGGAAAGCCUUCGUCGACAAAUAGUUACUCAGUACCAAACAAUUAUUUUAACUUAUCAGGAAAAUCUAACUGAUCUGCAUCAGUAUAAAGGUCCUUCAUUUAAAGCCAGUAGCUUGAAAGCUGAUAAAAAAUUGGAAUUUGUUCCUACGAAUUUACAUAUACAGAGAAUGAGAGUCCAGGAUGAUGGAGGAUCAGAUCAGAACUACGACAUAGUCACCAUUGGAGCACCAGCAGCUCAUUGUCAAGGCUUUAAAUCAGGUGGCUUGCGGAAAAAGCUGCAUAAAUUUGAAGAGGCGAAGAAGCACAGUUAUGAGGAGUGUUGCACCUCACCAAGUUCCCAGUCUAUAAUAUACAUCCCACAGGACAUUGUUAGAGCAAAGGAAAUUAUUGCACAAAUCAACACCCUGAAAACGCAAGUCAGUUACUAUGCAGAAAGGCUCUCAAGAGCUGCCAAGGACAGAUCAGCUAAUGGCCUUGAAAGAACACUUGCCAUCCUAGCAGACAAGACUCGGCAACUUGUCACAGUCUGUGAUUGCAAGCUGUUGGCAAAUUCAAUACAUGGACUGAAUGCUGCAAGGCCAGACUAUAUAGCUUCCAAAGCAUCUCCAACCUCUGGAGAAGGGGAGCAAGUGAUGCUGAGGAAUGAUCAAGAUACACUUGUGGCCAGAUGGACAGGAAGAAAUAGUCGAUCUUCUCUGCAGGUGGAUUGGCACGAAGAGGAAUGGGAGAAAGUUUGGUUGAAUGUUGACAAAAGUCUGGAGUGUAUUAUACAGAGAGUGGACAAACUUCUCCAGAAGGAACGCUUGCAAAGUGACAGCUGUGAAGAUGUUUUCCAGUGUGAUAUCAGCUGUACUAGUAAGAAAGGUAAUCGGGACACUCGUGCCUACUGGAUAAAUCCAGAAGAUUUAAAUGAGACCUCAUCAUCCUCACCACCUUCAUCAUCCUCACCACCACCAUCUUCAUCCACACCAUCCUGUGCAUGUCAUUCUCUCACAAAGACAAAUUGCAGCCCCCCUCCGGAAGAAUCUGGCCCAGGUGAAUGGAGUGAAGCGCUUUAUCCCUUGCUGACAACACUCACAGACUGUGUAGCCAUGAUGAGUGACAAGGCAAAGAAAGCCAUGGUCUUUUUAUUAAUGCAGGACAGUGCCCCCACAAUAGGGCUCUGUCUAAGCCUUCAGUAUCGCAGGGAUGUUGUCUUCUGCCAAACUCUGACAGCUCUCAUUUGUGGUUUCAUUAUCAAGCUGAGGAACUGCCUGCAUGAUGAUGGAUUUCUAAGGCAACUCUACACCAUUGGCUUGCUGGCACAGUUUGAGAGCCUGCUGAGCACUUAUGGUGAGGAGCUGGCAAUGCUGGAGGACAUGAGUUUGGGAAUCAUGGACUUGAGGAACGUAACCUUUAAAGUAACUCAGGCCACAUCAAAUACAUCUACUGACAUGCUGCCAGUCAUCACUGGAAAUCGGGAUGGAUUUAAUGUGAGGAUCCCUCUGCCAAGCGCCUUGUUUGAUUUGUUGCCGCGAGAGAUUCAAAGCGGCAUGUUGCUGAGGGUUCAGCCUGUGCUUUUCAACGUGGGAAUCAAUGAGCAGCAAACUCUAGCAGAGAAGUUUGGAGACACCUCACUGCAAGAAAUAAUUAACAUGGAAAGUUUAGUGCGGUUGAAUUCGUAUUUUGAGCAGUUCAAGGAAGUUUUGCCUGAUGAUUGUCUACCUCGAUCUCGUAGUCAGACGUGCCUGCCUGAACUGUUAAGAUUUCUAGGACAGAAUGUACAUGCAAGGAAAAAUAAGAAUGUUGAUAUCCUUUGGCAAGCUGCUGAGAUAUGCCGCAGACUAAAUGGCGUUCGAUUUACAAGCUGUAAAAGUGCCAAGGAUAGGACUGCCAUGUCAGUCACCUUAGAGCAGUGCUUGAUCCUACAGCAUGAACAUGGGAUGGCUCCACAGGUCUUCACCCAGGCUCUGGAGUGUAUGAGGAGCAUUGGAACACGGGAGGUAGUCACCCAGAAGAACUUGAGUGGCUUGGUGCCCAUCCGAGAUUUCAGACUAGAUCCCAGCCUCCUCUACUCUAUUCCUUUACUAGCUCUCAGCCCCAAUUUACUGAUUGUGUGGCUGUUUCUGAGCAUAGCAUACCUGGUGGCCAGAUUACGUUGCAAGUGAAGAUAAAGUUAAAAAAAAAACCACAAAACAAACAAACAAAAAAGUGCUUGAAUGUGUAUUGCCACUUGGUACCUGCUGGACAAAGGAAUGUGUCAUAGCAUUGUCUGCCAAGAAUUAUUAGUAUGCCUUACAAUUUUAUGUUUCUAUUGUACUAAACUGUAAAUAUACAUCAAAUUAUUUUAUCAAAAAGAAUUGUAUUGAAACUUUAAAUUAUUGUUCUGCUUUCAGUGCUUGUAACAUAGUCUGACAUUGGCCUGUUACCUCGUUACUUUAGCCGGCCUGAAGAUCUCUUACCAAAUAUAGUUUUGUGUUACUUGUUUCAUGUAUUCCAGAGAAAGGAACUAUAUCUGAAAAGAAUUUGUAUCUUUUUGUAUAUUUAAGGUAUAUGCUAAUCUUGCCUUUCAUUUUUACGAGGUAUAAAGAGAAAAAUAAAAACAUGGGUGGGGUUUAUAAGAACAGUAAGAAAUGUAUUUAAAGAAAUAAAUUUCUACCUUCAUUUCAAAGCAUAAUAUCCAAAUUACAUUACUUAACAGUUCGCUGAACCAUAGUCUGGUUCCUUUCUCAUGGUUUAGUAUGUUCUAGUAGACUAGUGUACCCACUCAAAAAACAACUUGCAGUGUGCUGCAUGCAGAAUUCUUUCAUUCUAUUUGUAGAUCUACAUUUUCUAAUGUAUUAAAUACAUAAAGCAAAUGACUGGUGGUUAGGAAGAGGAUGUAAUUGGCAUUAGCCUGCUAAUGAUCCAUUAUCUGUUUCAGGUGCUCUGGUAUAGAACUUAUUCUGAAACAGGGUCAUGAUCAUCCUAGAAAUGAAAGAGACUGGUCUUGAAUAUUUGAGGCAAGAAGAGGGAGGUAUCGGUUAGCUCCUUUAGUAGGUUGCUUUGAGGUUUUCCAUUGGCCUUUGUUUUACUAGCACUAGACUGAAUAUUACUAUUAUUUCUAUUUUUAAGUGUUGGACAGCUUUAAUAAACUAUGAUGUUGAUAGUGGCUUAGAGAUAAGUGACUGGUGGUAAGUUAGCAUUUUAUUUAAGUGGUGAGACCACAGCGGCUUUCCUAGUUUAGUCACACAGAGUAAUCGCAGAUGAAAUUUGAUCAUCCUUUAUAUAUAAAAUCAAACUGGGAGAAGCCUGUUUCAACAGAAAGAUUUUGUUGAUGCAGUGAUCUGGCAGAGCUUGUCCAUAGCAAUAGCUGAUAAAAAAAACAACCAAACCUAACCUCAUUUAAUAUAUUUUACUAAAUUCCUGAAGGGAUUUACUUCGCUUGGUGCCUGAGAUGACAGAAAAUUUGGCUUCUGAGGAGAGCUCUUCUAGUGCUGAUUUCUGUUUUCUCCCAUUAUUAACUUGCUCAAAAACCCAUAGGUAGCUAUAGCUUUUAUUAUCAAUUUUAAUGGAAUUUGAAAGCUUCUGAGAGUGUCAAGCUUAAAAAAGCAAAACAAAAACACAGAACAAAAAUUACAGUAAAAUCCUAAAUUUGGUGAAUAUUCUAACAAAACAAAAAAAAAGCUGUAUUUGUGUCUUCAUUAAAUCAGAAUGUACAGUACACUAUCUCCUGGUAUUUUUUCCUCGCUAUUCUUCCAAUUUUGUUUUUAAAAGAAAAAAACAAAACAGAAUAUAUCUCUCUAUCUCUAUAUAUUUAAGCAUGUAUCCUAUUUAUUUUUUGUUGCAAUUAAUUUAGGUAAAGCCUUACUGCUGAUGAGGUUUAAAAUCAUGCUGCAAUGGUAUUGGACAUAUCCAUGUCCUAAGCUGAGAUCUGGUUCCACGGUGUCUCCAUACAAAUCAUCUCUUUCUGAUUGAUGCUGGUUCAUUUGCUGUGGGUACUAAAAUGUACCUUUUUACAGAGUGAACAAAUGUCAGGUUGGACUGUGGCUUUGUUCUUGCAAUGUGAUGAGUGUUCUGGGUUCAGUCUAAAAAAGAUGUGAAAGCAACUUCAGUAGGUGCAUUUCCACUGAACCCCUUAAGAGUAUUAAUCUGUUUAAAUGAAGUAUGAAGGCUUUGCUCAUAACUCCCAUUAGGGCUGCAGUAAGACCACCCUUAAAUUCAUCAAGACUUGUUGAAAACAAUGUGUAUUUUUCUUUUUUUCUUCUUUGGUGGGGACAAGUUUCCAUCCUUUUUAGCUUGGUGCUUUUGUUCAGGCUUUCAGAUUUAAAAUGCUGUCGUGCACACUGCUUAUGUGCCUCCAGCAGAAGGGACAUGGCACACAAAAUGAUGUGUGAGAUACAUCUGUCUCACCAUUUUUGUGGCCCACCUGUUCCAUAGAGGGACAUCUGAUCUGCAGUAACCAGAUGCAGUGGAAUGAAUUAUGAACAGAAUGAUUCACUUAGGGGUGAAAAUGGUGUGUGGGGGACAUGUUGGUUUCUGUUAAACACAAAGCAAUGACAUAAAAAUAGUUUAAUCACAUACAAACCAUUCUUUAAAGGGCAGUCACAAUGAACACCCCGGAGAGAAAUUUCAGACUCACUUUAACUGUUCCUUAAUGCAAACAUUUACAGUGUUUUAUGAAGUUGAAGUAGGUGGUAGAUACUGAAAGAACACAGUUACAAUCAGUUUAAUUAAUCUGAAUUAGAAGAAUGGUAAGGUCAAUGGUAAGACCUGGUGAUGAUCAUAUAAUGCUAAGAGCAAAGAGCUUUCCAACUGAACCAGAAUCCAGACCCUCCUUUUCAAUCAGAUGACCACAGUUUACCUGGUAGAGGCUGCAGACAUCUCCAAGAAAGGAAUAACAUGAAAUUUCCACCAUAAGAUGGUGUACUGUACACUUUGCCAUGAAGUUCUACUAUUAAAGCAUUUUUUAGGUUUCAUUUCUCUAUCAGGGAAAGACAUUCUCCUGCAAGCUGAAACUGAUUUCUAAUAUAUAAAUCAAAGAUAGUGCUUCCUCUUUGUAUGUCUCCUUUUGGAUAUAUAAUUGAAGGAACUGUGAAGCAAAUUUACAGGUGUAAAGAAGCCUUAUAACUGGAGUAGGUUUUUUUUUACUGUAGCCUGUUUGUAAUGUGGGGCAGUUCCAGCAAAACAUUGGCUAAAACUGAAAUUCUGCCCAGCUUUGUUUCCUUGGGGUGAUGACUGUCAGUGCAGCCAAUCUUCUUUGCACUCACACAAAGCUGCUCUUUUGGUAUUAUUUUUUUAAGACUAUGUUGGCUUUCCAGUCAAUUUAUGCAUGCAGAGGUCACUGGAAAGUCAUUAUUUUUGUAUCAGCUCUAAUCAUUAAGUAAGUACUGAUAAUACUGACAUACAGGGAACAAUGACUUUCAAGCUCUUACUGAGAGAACAGCAGUUUUUCUUUUUCAGCUUAAUACACUAAUAAAUUAGCAGAGCUGCCUGUGAGCAAUCUCUUGGGGAUCCCUGGUGCAAUGAAGCGGCAUGUGAACUCCUCAGCAGUGUACCCUGAAAUACAUGAAACCAUCACGAGAGAACUUUUUCAGUAGAUCCACUGCUGCUUUUUAGAAAUGCAAAACUAGCAAUCAGACAUAGCAUGUGCCCAUUCUGUGUGCUUCUUACUAGCAUUGUACGAUGAACCAUCCGUUUUAAUAUUUGCGGCAGCAAAUGAAUCCAACGCUCAUGAAAUAUAGCCAACUUUUUGUUAAUGCUAUAAAAUAACCAGUUCAUUUCAUCUUAGUUUAAGUCUUUUCUUUUAUUUUUAUUUUUCCUUUUUACUGCUGUCAUUUUUUUGUGCUUGUUUUUUUUCCCCAGUGAGGGUUGUCGGCGAGAAAAUACAAUGAAGAAUGUUGGAUGUCGCAAGUAUGCAUUUAAUUCUCUGCAACUGAAGGCUUUCCCAAAGUAUUAC
Molecule: messenger RNA, 7229 nt
Organism: Apus apus (common swift)
Lineage: Eukaryota; Metazoa; Chordata; Aves; Apodiformes; Apodidae
Gene: INPP4A
Product: inositol polyphosphate-4-phosphatase type I A
Exons: 27
Coding region: 412-3459 (1015 amino acids)
Cellular component (GO): cytoplasm
Molecular function (GO): phosphatidylinositol-3,4-bisphosphate 4-phosphatase activity
Source: RefSeq, a predicted model, not a curated record